AUGUCAUACAAUGUUCGUCCUUCUUCUUGUCCUGGCUCUGAUUGGCUUCUGCACAAUUCAGCUCUGGAUGUGCGAGCCCAUCAGCAGCAGCAGCAGCAGCAACGGCUGCCUUUAUGGGAACCCAGUAUUUUUGUUGGCUUGGAUAGCUCUUCCCACCUUGUACCUGAGAAAAUCGAUCUCUUUACAACAUUACCUAGAAGCCAAUACACAGCAGUUUGGGACUCUGGAAAUUUUUACCCCAAGCAGCAACCUAUCGGCCCUGCAAUUUUAAGGGCUAGUGAGCUAUACUGCUUCGAAAACAAGAGCAUGGGGUGUUCAUAUAGUGAUGGUUUCGCAUCUAUGUCCACUGUCACAGAAGAAACAUGCGUUCCUGAUGGUUUGUAUCAGGGAUUUGAUGCAGUAGAAGGGAUUGUCCCAAGCGAGGCCUUUGAUGAGGUGCCAAUCCCUCCUUUUUUCGAAGCUGGUGUGGAUGAUAUCUCCGUUUUAGUCACUGCUCAAGCUAGCUACAGCCCUUCUGACCAUUCAGAUGUUGUCGGAUCCAGCAGUUCUGUUAGCUUGCAUUCGCCUUUGGACCAAAUUAGCAGCAAGUUUAGAGAAUGCCCAUCUGAGUUUCAGCCCACUUUAGGUCUGCCAGAGCCCCCAGUAGCCCAAGAGGAUCCUGUACAAAUCCUUAUCAAAUGUGCACAGGCCUGCACAGAAGGACACCAUGAUAUCCUGCACUCUCUUCUUGCCAAGCUCCAAGAGUUCUCUUCUCCAUUUGGAGAUCCCCUACAAAGGUUAUCCUUCUAUGCGAGCGAGGCUCUGAAGAAGCACAGCUUCAAACAAGGAAGAACCGAGGAGAAAACUAAUGAGAAACCUUGCCUGGAGUAUGAUUUAGCUUACCAAGCCUUUUACCAGCUUCUUCCAUAUCACAAAUUUCUCCACUUCACUAGCAACCAGGCAAUACUUGAAGCUGUCGAGGGUGCCUCACAAGUUCAUAUCAUUGAUCUAGAGAUCAGACAGGGCUUACAGUGGCCCAGCUUCAUGCAAUCCCUGUCCCUCAGGCCUGGAGGCCUCCCGACGUUGCUCAAGAUUACAGCUAUAGGAAAUGACGAGCGGAGAUUGAACCAGACAGGGAGGCGUCUGCUCGAGUUCGCUCAAUCAGUAGGAAUCGAAUUCGUCUUUCGACCACUGAUUGCAGACAUGGAAGAACUGGAUGAAUCUGCCUUCAAUAUAGAAGCUAAUGAGACUGUAGCUGUAAAUUGCUCUGUAGUUCUCAACAGAAUGCUCUGCAGAACAGGUAAAAUCCAUAGGCUCUUGGCGUUGUUGAGAAGGGUAAACCCUGUAAUCCUUACCGUAAUGGAAAUUGAAAGCAAUCAAAACAUGCCCUCACCUGUGGCCCGGUUCCUGCAGUGUCUUAGUUUCCUUACGGCUGUGUUUCACUCCAUUGAAGCCUCCGUGGAAAGAAAUAAUGCUGAAAGACUUCUGAUAGAAAGAGUUUACAUUGCACCCAAUAUCUCUAGUGUUCUUGUGGAUGAUAAGGAAAAUUCGUUUAGAUGUGCCUGCAUUGAUAGUUGGCGAAAGUUUCUUCGUCAUUCAGGCUUUAAGGAUUCUCCCCUCAGCCAUUACAGCCAAUGUCAAGCUAAUCUCUUGUUGGGUUUGUAUUCAAAUGAUUCAUUCAAGCUCCAUCAAGAUGGGUUUACUUUAACUCUUGCUUGGCAAGAUACUUCUAUUGUUUCAGUCUCUUCAUGGAAAUAA
Cryptomeria japonica (Japanese cedar) is the source of this 1737-nucleotide messenger RNA. RefSeq names its product GRAS family protein RAM1. The transcript has a single exon. The coding region runs from base 1 to 1737 and encodes 578 amino acids. Gene Ontology annotation, biological process: regulation of DNA-templated transcription. Lineage: Eukaryota; Viridiplantae; Streptophyta; Pinopsida; Cupressales; Cupressaceae. The record is from RefSeq and is a predicted model, not a curated record. Gene Ontology annotation, cellular component: nucleus. Gene Ontology annotation, molecular function: sequence-specific DNA binding; DNA-binding transcription factor activity.